AAGGGGAAAUUCACAUCGUUUAAAGUUGUACAUAUUGGAAGGUGGAGGAGAAGAAGAGGUGGUAUCACCAACCAUGGCCUCAGCCGGUGAAUUUUGUGAGGGAGAUAUUGAUGGGAAAAUGUUUUUCUUAUACAAUUUCUUAUCUCAAACAGAGAGCUCAACUUCUUCUUCUUCUCCAUCUUCGGGCGAAUCAGCCAUUAAUUUAGGGGCCAUCGACCUCCCUAGUCAACCUCUUUUUCUCUGUCCUUCUUUACGUUUCAAAGUUGAAGAGUUAAAACGAGAGGAUAAAUUUUCGAAAAGCUUUAUCCCGUUCACUACUUCUCCUCACUUCCCUAGUCCAAGACGCACUAAUCAACAAGUCAAGUAUUUGCUUGGUUCUCAUAGCCCCGACGACGACAAUUGUAAGCUCCCUGUUGUCCCUCUCUUUUGGUGUAAUAAUAAAGAGUCUGACUAUAACCAGUUCAGUUGCGGAGCAUGCCAAAGUUCCAAUCUUGGCACAAACUAUUAUUUUUGUGUCACAUGUCAUAGAAUGUUCCACAAAGAAUGUGUGGAGUCUCCACUUGAGAUCAAUCACCCUUCGUAUCCUUUUCGACCUCUUCAACUUGUCAGUCCUCCAUACAUUAGCAUUGUUGACAUUGUGGCUUGUAGGACUUGCAAUUUACUCUAUAACUUAAGUUAUGAUAGUCCUACCUACAAGCUUACUUUGGAUCCGGUUUGUGCAAUGAAGUCAAUAACUUUCGUUAUAGACCACCCAAAACAACAUCUUCAUCCUCUCACCUUUUUCCCCAAACAAGCAUUUCUCCCGUGCAAUGUUUGUGGCCUGAUUAAAGAAUAUAUUCCCACCUAUGCUUGUCUUCGAUGUGUCUUCGUAGUCCAUCAAGAUUGCAUUUAUUUUCCACAUGUCAUAAAAAUAUCUCGUCACCACCACCGUAUCUCUUUUAUCUCUUCUCUUCCAUACGGAAAAUGGUUUUGUGGAGUCUGUCGUCGAGAGGUUGAUAAGAAUUAUGGUGCGUUUACUUGUAACAAGUGCAGUGAUUAUUUUGUCCAUACAAGAUGUGCAUUGCGUAGAGACUUGUGGGAUGGAGAGGAUCUCGAUGGAGUACCUGAAGAAGAUGAGAUCAUUGUCGAGCCAUUUGAGACGAUAGCUGAUGGAAGAAUAAUCCAUUUCUCUCAUAGUCAUUAUCUGAAGAUUAGUGAAGUUUAUGAAGAAGACAAGUGUUGUCAAGCUUGCGUCCUUCCAAUCUACGAGGGUAAUUAUUAUUCGUGUAUAGAUCAAUGUGAAUUUUUCCUCCAUGAAACAUGUGCGAAUUCUCCUCGCAAGAUACAUCAUCCGUUGCAUCCUCGACCACUAACGCUAAAGGUAGUCGCUAAUGAAAAUUAUGAGGGUUAUGGUCCCUUCAGAUGUGAUCUUUGUGGACGUGAAAGUUGUGGUUUCGUCUAUGAAAGUCUUGUAGCAGUAGGAGAGUGGAGUUACAAACUAGACCUACGGUGUGCCUCGGUUUCUGAACCAUUUGAAUAUCAAGGUCACGACCAUCCUUUAUUCCUAGCUUUAUCGCGAGAAGAAGAAUUAUCAACAAUGUGUCAAGUCUGCCAAGAAGUCACUUUUGAAAGAAAAGAGAAUCGAAAACUAAAUUGCAUCGAAUGCGAUUAUAUUAUAUGUUUUAGGUGUGCUACCUUACCAUUCAAGGCAAGGUAUAAGCAUGACAAACAUUUCCUCACAUUUUGGAAGGUGAAAGAGGCAAGUGAUCAUUCCGGCUGGUGCGAGGUAUGCGAAAGAAAAAUAGUAUAUUCAAGAAAAGGUGGGUUUUAUGCGUGCGAUGACUGCUGCACCACUAUCCAUGUUGAUUGUUUGCUUGGGGAGGACAUGUAUAUGAAACAUGGUGAAAGCAUAAAGAUUUCUGGGAAGCAGUUUCAAAUUCUUCGCAACAGUAUGACUCGGCCAUUUUGUCAUGAACGUUACGGUGAAGAACACCGUUGUCCACAAAAAGUAGUUUUUAAAUUAGAAAACAAGACAUUUUGUUCUUUACGUUGUUCAUAAUUUAUCCACCUAAAAAUCGCUCUGCCAUCUCUCGUAUGUGCUUCGACAUCGUCUUUUUCGGUUAUUUGCACUCUAGUCUUCUUUUUCCAUUGAAACACAUUGUAA
Camelina sativa (false flax) is the source of this 2143-nucleotide messenger RNA. RefSeq lists its product as uncharacterized. Lineage: Eukaryota; Viridiplantae; Streptophyta; Magnoliopsida; Brassicales; Brassicaceae. The record is from RefSeq and is a predicted model, not a curated record.